UAAAACUUUCAUCAACAGCGGCCAUUUUGGGUUGGUGAUAUUCUAAUAUUCCGUCUGUUCUACGGUAAAAAUACUACCACAGAACGACUCUGGAUCCCCAGAGUCCAAAUGAUUUUGAAGAUGAGAUAUUGUUGAAUAAUUUAAGGCGGAGAAAAGAGGACUUUAUUCAUUUUUAAACAGCAUGUAAGGUUUUAUGUUACUGAAUUUUGUCAGGUUUUUGUGAUGGACUAUCAUGGCGAAUCGAAAUUGGAAUUCCAAGGAAUAAAUGCGCGGAUAAAAGACAGUAGCAUGGCAUAUAUUGCAACUAACUGGAUUUAUAUAUUUGCAAAACUUAAAUAUCUUCAUUCAGGAUCGUAAGUAGACUUGAUAAUAUUCAAAACAGUGCCGAUUAAAAGUCUUCGGUCUUUGACUUUUGAUUCGGUUCAUCAUGGCCGACCAACUCGAAAGUGUGGAAGGUCCUCCAGCGGCGAAGAGGGCUAAGAUUGCAUCUCCCAAGCCUUCUGCGGAGGGAGGAGAUUUUAAUGAUUUGCUCAACAUUCAUGACAUUGUUGAUGCACUACCUGAUGAACUUAUGGGGUCAAGUGACCAAAAUGGGAUGAUGGACCCACAUCAUUCUAUGCAAGACCCAUCGAAACAACAUGCUCAACUUACUCAACUAUUGUCAGGGGCUUCAUCAGCAUCUAGUAUGGUUCCACCAAGCAGUAAAAGUCCGAUGCCAAAUUUGGGAAGCUUAAGUAACUUAAACAAUGCAGCCAAAAGCCCCAGAUCUGCGAACUUGUCAUCUCCACCACUUGGAUUAGGAGGCAAGAAUGCUGUAUCUCAUGUUGGGAUGGAUAACUUUCCUUCAAACAGUGCUGGUUACUCAUUGAACUCUGUGGGGACUUUAGUAUCAAAUGCAAACAUGAUGAACAAAAACAUUGGACAUAACCCUAUUAAUAGUAUGGGUGUACAAAUGCCAAUCUCAAACUUGGGACAGCAAGCAAGUUCAAUGAUGUCAAAUGGUCCACUUUAUUCUGCAAGUGGACACAAUCAGGGAAGGGGAAAUGUGUCGGGAAUGGGUCAGCAAUUGCCAAGUAUGUCGCAGGCAAAUGUGAUGGGAGGGUUGAACCAGAUGCAUGGUCCAAACAACAUGGGUGGACAUCCAGGCAUGGGCAUGCAGCAGCAACAAAUGAUAAAGCAAAAUGGACCUCAUGGAGGGAGUUCAUUUGGAUUUACAAACCAGAAUGUUGUAGGACAUCCACAGCAAACGGCGUCUCCGAACUACAAUGCGACGUCCCUCCCUAUGUCCCUCCCAAUGUCCCUCCCCAUGUCUAUGUCAUCAAACCUGACAUCAUCUACCAUGUCAGUGUCAUCUAUUACAAGUACAGUCAAUACACAACCCCAGAUGAAUGCUGGUGGAAUUGUGACAGGUCCAGCCUCAAACAUGGGUGUAUUACCAGGUUCUAAUGCCAAUCUGGCUCAAGGAGCAACUGGAACCCAACAGCCACCAACUGCUGACCCAGAAAAACGAAAACUUAUCCAACAACAAUUAGUGCUGUUACUGCAUGCCCACAAGUGUCAGAGGCGGCAGCAGACCAAUGGAGAAGUGUGCUCCCUACCUCACUGUAGGACAAUGAAGAAUGUGCUAAAUCACAUGACAACCUGUAACGCAGGAAAGUCUUGUCAAGUUGCCCACUGUGCAUCGUCCAGACAGAUUAUUACACAUUGGAAGAACUGUACCAGGAAUGAUUGUCCAGUGUGCUUACCUCUGAAGCAUGCUCAGAAAACAGACAGAACAGGGCAGAAUCAAGCUACUGGUAAUCCCAAUGCAUCAACAGUGCAGCAGAACCAGAUCAGUCAGUUAAGUGGAGUUGGUACAGCAGCUAACAGAGUGGGGACUGCCACUGGUACAAGCACCCAACCCUCUCAUGGCUUGACGGAUAGUCAGAUGAAGAGAGCUUAUGCUGCUUUGGGUUUGCCAUUUAACCAACCUAGUACAACAGCAGUUAGACCAAGUGGUGGAUUAAAUGAUGCAUCUGGAUUGAAUGCUAAUAGUACUGGUAACCCCCAGAAUAACUUGUUGUCUGGGUUCACAAAUCCCACUGGCUUGGAUCAGCAAAAAUCUCAGCAGAUUGCAGCCAACACAAAUAGUGGUUCCAAGGAGUGGCACCAGAGUGUGACUCAGGACCUUAGAAAUCACCUUGUGCACAAGCUUGUUCAGGCAAUUUUUCCUACUCCUGACCCAGCAGCCCUGAAAGAUAAGAGAAUGAAUAAUUUGGUGGCUUAUGCCAGAAAGGUGGAAGGAGAUAUGUAUGAUACAGCAAAUAGUCGGGAGGAAUACUAUCAUUUGUUGGCUGAGAAGAUCUAUAAAAUCCAGAAAGAACUAGAAGAGAAGCGAUUAUACAGAAUUCAGCAGGGUACUGGAGGAGCAGCCAAUAUGCCUGGAGCAAGACAGAGGCUAAAUGGACCUUUGAGUUCAUUAUUGCCCCAAGCAGGUGGCAACGUUUCAAACGAUCCUUUUGGAUUGUCUCCAGCAACUCCAAUUCCAGACAUGUUGAGAGCCCCCAGUCCACGACAGCCUCUCAACAAUACACCAGGAGGAAUACGUCCUGGUGUUGACAAUUCUCACAAUUAUCAAAAUAUUGCUGGAAUGACCCCCCAAGAUCAUUUACAACAAAUCAGGAAUCGUUUACCGCAGCCUCCCAUUAUCCAUUCGUCUCAACCUCCCCAAGCUUACCAAAAUCAAAUAUCACAGUCACCAUCCACCAUGACCCAGGCAUCACAAGGCAUCACACAGUUAUCAUCACAAAUGGGGUCAUCAGUUAACAAUCUUCUCAACUCAUCAACUUCUCAGCUUACUAGUCAAGUUUCAGCACCGAUUUCACAGACAGUUCCGAAUUCAACCCAGCCAUUUGACCCAACAACAACAGUUACGAGCUCUGUGGGCAAUACACAAAUAAAGACUGAAAUAAAACAAGAAGAUGGAAGUCAGGCCAUCACCUCUCAGACAUUGAAGGAUGUGUUGAUGGCUCCAAGCACCACUGGAAACACACCCAGCACCAUGUCAUCAGCUGCCACCUCUGUUUCCACCACAUCCACUGUUUAUACCUCCACCUCCAAACCUAUGGACAUCAAGCAGGAAGUGAAACAGGAAGUGGAAAUCAAGACAGAGCCAGAGAUUAAGCAGGAGCCGGGCUCUGUGGGAGGAAAACAGAUAAAGGAAGAACAAGGAGAGAAUAGUAGUAACAGUAUGGAUGUGUCAAUGGAUUCCAAACCCAACACUGAGGGAGCUGAGAGUCAGGAAGCCAAGGACAGUCCGCUACCGUCAGUGGCCACCCCUGGGGCGAGUUCUGAGGCCACACCAAGUUCUUCCCAAACCAAACAGCCUCGGCAGAAGAAAGUUUUUAAACCUGAUGAGUUACGGCAAGCACUGAUGCCAACACUGGAAAAACUUUACCGCCAAGACCCUGAGUCAAUGCCAUUCAGACAGCCAGUGGACCCAGUCAUGUUGAAUAUACCAGAUUACUUUGACAUAGUGAAGAAGCCUAUGGACCUGUCUACCAUAAAAAGGAAGUUAGACACGGGCCAGUACACAGAUCCCUGGCAGUACUGUGAUGAUGUGUGGCUCAUGUUUGAUAAUGCUUGGUUGUACAACAGGAAGACUUCACGUGUCUACAAGUACAGUUCAAAGUUGGCUGAAGUAUUUGAAGCAGAGAUAGAUGGAGUGAUGCAGUCUUUAGGAUACUGCUGUGGACAUAAAUAUGUUUUCAGUCCACAAGUUCUCUGCUGUUAUGGUAAACAGUUGUGUACAAUUCCCAGAGAUGCUAUCUACUACAGUUAUCAGAAUCGUACAAGACAAAAUGGCCUCUUUUCUGACAGAUAUAUUUAUUGUGAGAAGUGCUUCCAAGAAAUCCAGGGGGACGAGGUGGAACUGUCUGAUGAUCCCACUCAGCCUGUCACAAAAAUUUCAAAGACCCAGUUCACAAAGAUGAAAAACGAUCAGCUUGAUUAUGAACCGUUCGUGGAAUGUGAGGAAUGUGGAAGGAAGAUGCAUCAAAUAUGUGUCCUACAUUUUGAACCUAUCUGGCCCAAUGGGUUUACUUGUGAUAAUUGCCAUAGAGCGAAGGGGACAAAGAGAAAAGAAAAUAAAUAUUCUGCCAAAAAUUUGCAAUACUCUGGUAUCCCUCCGACUAAGUUAGGUACAUACCUGGAGAAUAGGGUAAACAACUUCCUGAAGAACAAGGAUGCUGGUGCUGGGGAUGUUACAAUUAAAGUGCUAUCUAGUGGUGAAAAAAUGGUGGAAGUCAAACCAGGCAUGAAGGCCAAGUUUUGUGACAAUGGUGAGAUGGAGCAGGCUUUCCAAUACAAGGCCAAGGCAAUGUUUGCUUUUGAAGAGAUAGAUGGAACAGAUGUUUGUUUCUUUGGAAUGCAUGUACAGGAGUAUGGUUCAGACUGUCCCCAGCCUAACAAUAGGAGGGUGUACAUAUCAUAUCUGGACAGUGUCCAUUUCUUUCAACCACGCCAACUGAGAACUGCUGUGUAUCAUGAAAUUCUGAUUGGCUAUUUGGAAUAUGUGAAGCAGCAGGGUUACACCUGGGCUCAUAUCUGGGCCUGUCCUCCCAGUGAAGGGGAUGACUACAUAUUUCACUGUCACCCACCGGAGCAGAAAAUUCCCAAACCAAAGAGACUGCAGGAGUGGUACAAGAAAAUGUUGGACAAAGCAAUCAUUGAGCGAUGUGUGAUAGAUUAUAAGGAUAUUCUUAAAGAUGCCAUAGAGAGCAAUGUAACCAGUGCUACUCAGAUCCCCUACUUUGAGGGUGACUUCUGGCCCAAUGUGUUGGAGGAGAGCAUUAAGGAGUUAGAUCAGGAGGAGGAGGAGAAGAGGAAACGUGAAGAGGCCGAGGCUGCAGCUGCUGAACAGGAGCCUGAGUGUAUUGACGAGGGGGAGGGCAGCAACCAGGGAGUUGGAAAGAAGAAGGGCAAGAGUAACAGAAAUAAGAAAGCCAGCAAAAGCAAGAACAGUCAAAGAAAGAACCCAAAGAAAACCAAUAUGCCUCAUGGUGGCAAUGAUCUCACCCAAAAAAUUUAUGCCACAAUGGAGAAGCAUAAAGAGGUAUUCUUUGUGAUAAGACUCCACAGUCAGGCCUAUGCCUCUCAAUCACUUCCUCCAAUCAAUGACCCUGACCCCAUGAUCACCUGUGACCUGAUGGAUGGUCGUGAUGCUUUCCUCACAAUGGCUCGGGAUAAACAUCAGGAGUUUUCUUCACUACGGAGGGCUAAAUACUCAACCUUGGCAAUGUUGUAUGAAAUUCACAAUCAGGGAAGAGACAAUUUUGUGUACACAUGCAAUAACUGUAAAGCCCAUGUGGAGACUCGCUGGCAUUGUACUGUUUGUGAAGACUAUGAUUUGUGCAAUGCCUGCUAUGAGACAGAGAAACAUGCUCAUAAAAUGGAGAAACUUGGACUUGAUUUGGAUGAUGGAACAUCUUCAAAUGAUAAACAAGAUAAUCCUCAGGAAUCUCGUAGACAAUCUAUUCAGAGGUGCAUUCAUUCUCUUGUGCAUGCAUGUCAGUGUAGAGACGCCAACUGUAGACUACCUAGUUGUCAGAAGAUGAAACGUGUUGUUUCUCAUACAAAGUGUUGUAGGAAAAAGACAAAUGGAGUGUGUCCGAUAUGUAAACAGCUUAUUGCUCUGUGCCUGUAUCAUGCAAAACAUUGUACGGAGAACAAGUGUCAAGUACCAUUCUGUCUACAGAUUAAGCAUAAACUGAGGCAGCAACAACUUCAGCAUCGGCUUCAACAAGCUCAGAUGUUGCGAAGGCGAAUGGCUGUGAUGCAAAGGACUACUGCUACUCCUAGUGCACAACAAGUGACAUCUCAGCCUUCGCCUUCCCCUGUAUCUAUUCCACAACAACAGCCACAGCAGCCUGGAUUAGGUGGCAAACCUCUUCCUGCUCCUCCCCAAGCUGCCAUGCAGGCAGCACAGGAGGCCAAGAGGAUAGCUCUCCAACAGACUCUAAAUACUAUGAGCAAGCCUAUGCCCACUGUGCCACAGAGUACAAACAUGGCUCCACCGCCAAUGAAACCAAAUCCAACACUCUCUGCCAUGCCCCCACAGCAGCAGCAGACACCUUCAGUUGGAAUGUCAAAUUGGCAGAACUAUCCUCAGAAUAACCAGCCUCAAAUUCGCCCUCAAAUUCAGCCUCAACAGCAGUUGCCGAGAAUGCAAAUGCCAAACAGACAACAGCAACAAGCCAUGAAUCAACCAGGCAUUCAAAUGCAACCAAACCAGAUAAGACAAACAAAUCAGAAUGCUUUGCAUGAUUUGUUAAGAACUCUGAAAUCUCCAUCAUCAAACCAGCAGCAGGCUCAAGUUCUUCAGAUUCUGAAGUCCAAUCCACAGCUUAUGGCAGCUUUCAUUCAACAAAGAGCAAAACAACAGCAGAUGCAAGGACAGGGUCAAGGACCACCUAAUAACCCAAAUCCCCUGCAGAACAUGGGUCAGCUGGGCAUGAAUGCUCCCCAGACAACAGGGCAGCCCACAACCCAGCAGCAACAAAUGUGGCAAUAUCAGCAACAACAAAGAUUAAGAAUGCAACAACAAAACUCUGUUCCGCAACAACAUAAUGUGCAACAACCUCAAACAAAUCAAAUGGGACAAUUUCAGGCUCCACAACCUCCGUUUGCACAACGACAACGCAUGCCCUAUCCCCAGCAAACACCCCCCGGGUCAUUCCAAGGGGAUGGAACACAACACAUGCAACAACAGUUUAAUCAACAGCAUCAGCAACAGAUGAUUCAUCAAGUUCAUCAGCAGCAAGUCCAAAUCAGACAACAGUUUUCUGGAGGAAAACCCGUGAGUCCCCAGAUGUCGGCCAAUCAGACCCCAUCUCCCCAGCAGUUCAUGCAGCAAGUGCGUUCACCCACAUCAUUACCACAAACUGUCCGAUCCCCUCAACCAAUCGCAUCACCUCAUCAGCAGCUAAAUCCAUCCCCUCGCCAACCUCAAAUGUCGCCUCAUCAUGUUAUAACAAAUCCCUCUCAUCCAGGAGUGCAUGACACUAACCAAAUGAACUCAGAGACAAUGUUGUUUAGUGGUGGCAUGUCCCUACAGAAUCAAGGAGGGGAUUCUGGUCUGGGACUGCCACAAGACAAUGAGGUGGCCCCACUGACACCACAAGACCAGUUAUCAAAAUAUGUAGAGACCUUGUAGGACUUGGUCAUUAAACUGUUAUGCCUCUUAAAGAUGCAAAUGCAAAUAGUAUUGUACAAAGGAUUAUGAAUUCUCCUUGUAUAUUGUACUUGUUUCCAGAACAAAAAUCGAAAAAAGAGAGGUUUUAAUAUAUUUUAAUGGUACUAUUGUUGAGUCAAGCAUGAAUGUGAUGUUUGAUUGUUGUUUGAGUUUAUAUAUAUAUGAUAUGAAUUUUAUAAUGAUUACAGAGAAAACAUUCAUUUCUUUUUUCUUGUGUGAGGAAAUCGCAUAACUCAUGUGACUUAUAGAUUUUAGUCAUAGGCCUGCCAUUACAUUUUAUUUAAGAAAAAAUUCUAGAUCAAAAGCAUUCAUUCAUGAAAUUAACUUUGCUGUGUUAUAAAAAUCAUGUUAUGAAUACAAUGUAAAUGUUACUGUACAGCUAGUGGAAACCUUUCAUUGCUUUUUGUUUUCUCUGAUGUGCAGGUUUUCACAUGGAUGAAAGAAUUAUAUUUUGUAUGUUUCCUUAAAUUAUGAGUGGUGUAGAAGUACAAAUUUGUGCAACACAUUCACAGCUUUAUGAACAUUUUCUUGGUUUGUACAUUUGUAUUCUGUCUUCAGAUUUUUAAUAUUGAUUACUCUGUCAUGUUGAAAUGAAGGAACCAUUGUAUAAAUACAGAAAAUCAUAAAAAUCA
Messenger RNA from Saccostrea cuccullata (small rock oyster), 7863 nucleotides. Its product is annotated as CREB-binding protein-like. NCBI's taxonomy places the organism in Eukaryota, Metazoa, Mollusca, Bivalvia, Ostreida, Ostreidae. The record is from RefSeq and is a predicted model, not a curated record. Gene Ontology annotation, biological process: positive regulation of transcription by RNA polymerase II. Gene Ontology annotation, cellular component: nucleus; transcription regulator complex; histone acetyltransferase complex. The transcript is spliced from 27 exons. Bases 428 to 7192 code for a protein of 2254 amino acids. Gene Ontology annotation, molecular function: transcription coactivator activity; protein binding; chromatin DNA binding.